GAGAUAUCAAGAGAUAUGGAGGUAUAUAUACAUACAGCUGCUAUCAUUGCAGACAAACACAGAGCAGAGACAACCAGAGUGACAGAGCAGAGUGAGGUGAGGCAAGGUCCCCUUCGUCUUCAAGGCAAGCUCAGCUCAGAGCUCAGAUCGAUCGAUCUGCCACUGGAGAUGGUGUGCCACCGGAUGCUGCCGUUGCUGGUGGUGGCGGUGGCGCUGCUGCCGGCGGCGGCGGUGGCGACCAACUACACGGUGGGCGACGAGAAGGGGUGGAACCCCGACGUGGACUACACCGCCUGGGUCAAGAAGCACCGCCCCUUCUACAAGGGCGACUGGCUCCUGUUCGAGUACCAGAACGGGAGGUCGGACGUGGUGCAGGUGGACGAGGUCGGGUACGACAACUGCGACAAGGCGAACGCCAUUAGCAGCUACAGCAAGGGGCACAGCUACGCGUUCCAGCUCAAGGAGGCCAAGGACUACUACUUCAUCUGCAGCUAUGGCUACUGCUACAAAGGCAUGAAGCUCGCCGUCACCGCCAAGAAGGGCUCCGCAUCUUCUUCCUCCUCUGGCUCCGGCGACUCCUCCUCCUCCUCCAAGUCCGACACCGCCUCUUCCAAGUCCAAGUCUUCCGCCGCCGCCUCCUCUCUCGCCAACCCCUCCUACGCCGCCCUCCUCGCCGUCGCCAUCAUCUUCCUCAGGAUGCUCUGAUUCUGAUCUGAUCUGAUCUACCUCUGCUCGCCUCCUUUCUUGCUCGGUUUGUAAUUUGUAAGUUCAUUUGUUCUUGAUUUCUCUAGCAUUGUCCGGCCGGUUGGAUUUUCUUUCUCCUAGAGAUCGAUCGAAAAUUAUUUUGAGAUGUUUGUGUUGCAAAGAUCUACCAUUAGGUAGCAAGUGUGAAUUAAGAAGAGUACAUUUUUUACC
This is a messenger RNA of Oryza sativa Japonica Group (Japanese rice), 915 nucleotides long. RefSeq names its product mavicyanin. The record is from RefSeq and is a predicted model, not a curated record. Gene Ontology annotation, molecular function: electron transfer activity. Lineage: Eukaryota; Viridiplantae; Streptophyta; Magnoliopsida; Poales; Poaceae. Gene Ontology annotation, cellular component: plasma membrane.